Messenger RNA from Sphaeroforma arctica JP610, 288 nucleotides. RefSeq lists its product as hypothetical. The record is from RefSeq and is a predicted model, not a curated record. Lineage: Eukaryota; Ichthyosporea; Ichthyophonida. The transcript has a single exon. The coding region runs from base 1 to 288 and encodes 95 amino acids.
AUGUCCAGCCCUCGCCAAAAUCGUCGACAGCAGCAUCUUAACCCUGAACGUCGCAAGGAAGACGAUAUUGAUCGACGCGUCACUAGGCGUCACCAGUCUAAUCCGGACCGCAUCAACCAGAAACCUGAGAAGGAUCCGGAUGAGCAAUACCAGGCGAGUCAAGAGGCUCGUCACCACUCAGAGACGAACCUAGCUUACAAGAGAAUGACGUUGUAUUCGACACCGAGUCUAUGGGAGCUUCCGACCCGCGUGCGGAUCAAAACCGGACCGAUACUGGCGAAUAUGUAG